Molecule: messenger RNA, 3538 nt
Organism: Esox lucius (northern pike)
Lineage: Eukaryota; Metazoa; Chordata; Actinopteri; Esociformes; Esocidae
Gene: pdk1
Product: pyruvate dehydrogenase kinase, isozyme 1
Exons: 11
Coding region: 663-1889 (408 amino acids)
Biological process (GO): regulation of glucose metabolic process; protein phosphorylation
Cellular component (GO): mitochondrion
Molecular function (GO): pyruvate dehydrogenase (acetyl-transferring) kinase activity
Source: RefSeq, a predicted model, not a curated record
CCUCUCGCGGUCAUGGACCAUGGACCAAUGAGGACGCUAUUGCUGCGUCUUGUGUCUCCGGUUUGUUUUGACUGCUAGCAUCUUUGCUAGAAGCAUGCAAGCUAACACGUUUUGUACAAUUUAUUAUCUCUAUAUUAUGGUUUAAUAUUAAAGUUGACCAUGGUCAGCCAAACUGACAAAAAUUGAAAAAACAUUAGCCUUAAAUUAUUUUACAUUUAGGCUAGCUUAGACGUAAAUAUGCGACCGAUAGCUUAGGUCUAUGACUGCAACGAACCUUUUCCAGUCGACCGUGGAAUUGUCUUGAUUUACAUGCUACUUCAUGCUAAUAGUCUGUUAGCCGUCAAGUUUCGUCAGAGUAUACCGCAGAUAUUUAUUUCGAACUAUUUUUACAUCUCUUCACGUUACAUAGGCUAUUGAUGACUGUUGGGGAAAAAAUUAUACAUGACAGCUAGGUAAGCUAGCUAGCAACUAUGUACUAUACGGAUACGUAAGCUGGUGAUAACCUACUUGUACCCUACCUUGCUAGUAACGUUCAAUUCAAAAUUUCUUGGUUCAGAAUGUCAGCAAUAAAAUGUCGCAUGUUACGGGCAAUAAACCUUUCAAUACUGUUAACUGUAUAAUUUAAUUCGACGUUAGUUAUAAACUGAGCGAAACCGGUCAAAAUGAGGAUAUUAAGGGCGUUGAUGAGCAAUGCCUCCUCUAUCAGAAAGCAUAUAGAUUACUACUCCAGAUUCUCCCCUUCACCCCUUUCAAUGAAACAGUUCUUGGACUUUGGGUCUGGAGAAAAUGCAUGCGAGAAAACAUCGUUUACAUUCCUCAGACAGGAGCUACCUGUGAGGUUGGCAAACAUAAUGAAGGAGAUUAACUUGUUACCAGAUAAUCUGCUAAAGACUCCGUCUGUCCGUUUGGUCCAGAGCUGGUACAUGCAAAGUCUCCAAGACAUAAUCGAGUUCAGGGAGAAAGAUGCUGAUGAUGAGAAAGUCACUUAUGAUUUCACUGAUGCCGUUAUAAAGAUCCGAAAUCGUCACAAUGACGUCAUCCCAACCAUGGCCCAGGGGGUUGUGGAGUACAAGGAGACCUAUGGCACUGAUCCUGUUGUCAGCCAGAAUGUUCAGUAUUUCCUGGAUCGCUUCUACAUGAGCAGAAUAUCCAUCAGGAUGCUGCUCAACCAGCACACUCUGCUUUUUGGCGGGAAAGUCAGGGUAAACCCAGCACACCCUAAACAGAUUGGUAGUAUUGAUCCCCACUGCAGGGUUACUGAGGUAGUUAGGGAUGCCUAUGAAAAUGCAAGGAACCUGUGUGACCGGUAUUACAUGAACUCUCCAGAGUUAGUGCUGGAAGAAUUCAACGUUAAAGAUCACGGGAAGCCUGUGACUGUAGUGUAUGUGCCGUCCCAUCUCUACCACAUGGUAUUUGAACUUUUCAAGAAUGCCAUGAGAGCCACCAUGGAGUUGUAUGGAGACGCUAUGGACCAUCCUCCUGUCCAUGCCCAGGUUGCCCUAGGAACUGAAGAUCUGACCGUGAAGGUGAGUGAUCGAGGGGGAGGGGUCCCACUGAGGAAGAUCGAAAGGCUGUUUACCUACACCUACUCAACCGCGCCCCCACCCAGCAUGGACGGCCAACGCAGCCCUCUGGCUGGCUAUGGGUAUGGUCUGCCUAUUUCUCGGUUAUAUGCCAGAUACUUCCAAGGUGAUUUGAAGCUGUACUCUCUGGAGGGUUAUGGUACUGAUGCGGUGAUAUAUAUCCGGGCGCUCUCCACGGAGUCCAUCGAGAGGCUGCCUGUCUACAACAAGUCAGCUUGGAAGCACUACCAGACCAUGCAGGAGGCCGACGACUGGUGUGUUCCCAGCAAGGAGCCCAAGGACAUGACAACCUUCCGGAGUUUCUAGACCACCAUUCCUCAUGGUUAGACAGGUCUAUCAUUCGCUAGAUCAUUUAUAGGAUUUGGUUUUUUUGGGGGGGGGGGGGGGGGGGGGGCUUGUAAUUUCAGAAUUAAUUACUUUGUGUGAAUGAUGUUAAUAGCUGCUCCGCUGUGGGAACCAAUAGAUGAAAACCCUUUGCACUUUUACUAGUUGUAUGUGUACAUUAUGAACUAAAGUUCUCGUGCCAUACGUGUCAUGUGAAUAAUAGGAUUUGAUGUUUUUAUCAAGAGAAUUUCUUGUACAGUAUGUACAGGGUAUGCAAUGGUUUAAGAGUUAGUUACUUUCAUGGUGGAAUGUGUUUGAUGUGAGUGCUGUAUGAUAUGUUAUACUUGCGUUUAUGACAUAUCUUGUUUAAACCAUGUGUAUUGUAUGAGGAUUGCUUGGUUUGUAGUGUUUUGUUGAAAGGGAAAGCUGGAGUGAAUGUUGCUUGUUACUUGGAAUGUUUAUCUACUGGGUAUACAAUGCAGUCAGAGAAGAUGUUUGUGUUACAAAGUCGUGCAGCUACUACAUUGUUUUCCAGGUCCUCUGAUAUCACUAUUCUACUGUAUACAUUAAGGAAUAGAAAUAUAGGAUUUGUUCUCAUAGAUACAUUUGACGUGCAGUGUGGUUUAAGUGAUUAAAUGGUGAGAAUGUGUAGUCAUGUGAGCGAAGUACACCCCCUGAAAAAUAUUUUGUUGACAAAUUUGGAUAUUUGAGCUAACCACAAGCACAGUCAUUGAAAUAGGCACUUUAACAUCUCAUUAAAAAAAAACUAACUUUGAAAUAAUUUCAGAAAUUUAAAAUAAACAAAUGCAGAAAAUUAUUUGAGAUUAAAUUGGGAGGGUCCAGCCUUCCAUAAAGAUAUUCUAUAACCCUACAUGACAGGUCAAGAAGACGCUGCGGCUUUCAGAAAAUAAUAUCAAGACACGACAAUACUUGCGUAAAGACCAAAAAGUCUUGAGCAAUGUGCUCUGGACAGGUGAGUCAAAGGUGGAGUCGUUUGGCUGCAAUGCGAAAACAAAUAAAACUGCCUUUAAACAGAAGAACCUCAUACCAACCGUGACGCAUGGAGGUGGUUGCAUUAUGGUUUGGAGCUGCUUUACUGCCAUCAUUGAGUCGACCAUGAAUUCAAUAUUGUAGCAGAGAAUUCCUGAGAAGUGAUGCGUUCUGUCAAAAAGCUGAAGGCGAAACUUGCAAAAGGAUCAUGAUCCGAAACACGCAACAAGCAAAGCUAAAACAACAUUGCUCAAAAGCAGUAAUAAAUGGUUAUGGAAUGACCGAGUCUAAGAGUGGGCAAUAAUUCCUCCCAGUCAAUGUAAGUGACUGAUUGAUAGACAGCCACAGAAAACAUCUGUUAUUUCAGCCAAAGGGAAAUUACCUGUAAACCAGCUAUUUAAGCUAGUGGUGUACUAAUUUUGUCUGCAUUUUUUAUGAAUAAAUGAUUUCAAAGUUUAAUCUUUCAGUGUAAUUUGUUUACCAAUUAGGUUACUUUUACCUGUCAAUAGUGUGAAGAUCACAUCCAAGUCCAAAUAUGCAAACAAGAACAUUUCAGGGGGUGCGCAAAAUUUUCCACAGUGAUGUUUUGUCUGCCAUCCAAAGUAUUGCUGUCUUCAUUAAAAUGUACAUUACAGCUUUGA